This is a messenger RNA of Anoplophora glabripennis (Asian longhorned beetle), 2948 nucleotides long. Its product is annotated as extracellular serine/threonine protein CG31145-like. Gene Ontology annotation, molecular function: protein serine/threonine kinase activity. The record is from RefSeq and is a predicted model, not a curated record. NCBI's taxonomy places the organism in Eukaryota, Metazoa, Arthropoda, Insecta, Coleoptera, Cerambycidae. Gene Ontology annotation, biological process: protein phosphorylation. Gene Ontology annotation, cellular component: Golgi apparatus. The transcript is spliced from 3 exons. The annotation marks the transcript as partial.
GUAUGGAGGCAUCCAUGGCGGCGGUCCUACCACAAGCGGAGGAAAGCUCAGUGGGAGACGGACCCCAACUACUGCCAGCUGGUGAGGGAGAUUCCGCCUUACGACAAGGGACGCAGACUUUACGAUCUCAUGGACAUGUCUGUGUUCGAUUUUCUCAUGGGGAACAUGGAUAGGCAUCACUACGAGACGUUUAGGUUAUUUGGUAACAACACGUUCACCUUACAUUUGGAUCAUGGGCGUGGAUUUGGUAAGCCCUUUCAUGAUGAACUAUCCAUCUUGGGUCCUCUACUACAGUGCUGUAUGCUACGGCAGUCAACAUUAGAAACAUUAUUGAGGUUCCACAACGGCCCCACCAAACUGAGCGAGGCGCUGCGUCAGAGCUUGGCCAGAGACCCCAUCGCCCCUAUACUGUGGGAACCCCACCUAGUCGCCAUAGACCGUAGAGUGGAGAUCGUGCUGAGGGGCCUCCGAGAGUGCCUGCAGAAAGGCGAAAACCCCGUCUCGGAGAACAGUGAGGACACGUAGUGACUCAUGCCACUGAAUAGGCCCAAAUUGUAAUUAUUGUAAUAUUUGUAAACUAAUGUACAGCUUUGGGAUUUUCUUUCUCUGAUAUAUUCCGCAAAGAGUUUUUGAAAUUAGUUCAAUAUUAAGAAUAAUUUCAUUUAACGGAACAGUAAGAAUUUCGGUAUAAACAUUACGAUAUUGGAGUUAGUACAAAAAAUACUCGCAAAGAGCAAAAGUCAACAACAAAUAAGCUAGUUGUUUCUACCGUGAAUGAAAGAGUUAACUAUACUGGAAGAGUACACUUAUUGACCCAAAAGUAAGUCCCAAAAUUUUAAUCAUUUAUCAACUCAUCAAAAGCAAUAACUUUUGUCUAGUAAUUUUUCCCGAAAUUCACAUUUUCGUGCGGUAUUUUGUACCCAUUAUAAUAACGCCAACAAGCUGCCUAUGGAUUAAAAAAACAUAUAAGUAACUUCCGCAGUUGUUUAAUGCUAAAAAUCAAAAUAUUAUUCAUUGACAUUUUUGAGCUUUUUAUGUCUCAAUUAAACGAUUCAACUUAUGUUCCAGUUAACAAAACGUUACUUAUCUUAAAAACUUGUAUUUGAUUAAUUAUAUGUUAAAACUUUGGGACACUUUAUACAGCCAAUGGUGUUUAAUAUUUUCUGUUUAUAGCUUUUAAUGAACUGGAAAUGUAACAAUUAUGUGCUUAAAAAAUGAUUUGCUACCAUCAAAAGGUCGAAUAAAAAUCAAUAUUACGAAAGAUAAAUACAUGUUAAUAUGUAUAGAAAAAUAUUUUAAAUGACGUUAGAAUUGAAGAACUUCUAUGUUGAUUCGUUGAGAACCUAUUUUAAAACAUACAGGGUGUUUUUUAUGGCAUAUGGUUUGGAAAUUUUAUACCAUCUGAUUGAUAUUAGAUUUGAUAUCCAGGAGCGGAAGGACAUGAUCGAUCUAUUGAAAGCAAUCAAGUUGUUGCCAGAAUAAAAAAACUUAUUUAUAUUUUUUUAACGAAACAUUCUAUACAUUUUUACUUAUUUGGAUAAAACCUAUUUUGCUCUUAGUGUCAUAUAUAAUUCGAUGAGGGAAACAUAUCUAAGAGAGUGUGUCAUACAGCCAGGUACGUAUACGAGGCAAAGCAAAAACCUUACGAAUGCACAAAUGUAUGUAGACGUUAUAUCGAGGUGUCUCAUCCAUGAUUUUGCUUGUUUUUUGCCUUGUUUCCAAACCAUUCAUGCUCAGAUAUGUACCUAGCUUAUGAUAAUAUGUUAGAUAAACACUCCGUCAGCUAAAGACUCCUUUGCAAAGCAACUACUGACAAUUAGCACAUUUUCACUGUAACUGUAAGAAAAGUUGUAUCCAAAUAUGUAAAUCCGGUUUCUGUUAUAUCUGACUGGAAACAGCAAUUUGGCCAACAGAUUGCAAGCGUUUUACGGGUAUGCCAUUUAUAUAACACCCUGUAUAUAUUAAUCAAUGAAUGUGAAACAAUAUUUUAUCUAGAUCACGAUCUAAACUUUCUCCUUUCUAUAGUAAACUGUUUUCUUUUUCUAUUUUUCCGUUAUGAACAUUUGCAUCAUUUUGAUAUCAGAGGAAGGAAAAAUUUUGUACAUAUUACUGUAAUUAUUUAAUUUUUUCUGAGACUAUAUAAAUAAAUUUAUAUUUAUUAAACACCAAAAACAUAAUGUUACCAACUCGUCUGAUAAUCAUAUUAGUAAAGGUACAAUCAGUUUGUUAUUGGUAUUAUUGAAAAGAGUUUUUUUUUUCUGCACGCAGCAAUAGUCAUUUCAUACCAAAAAUGUGCUAGGGAUAUUUUAGUUGUUAUGUUUUUCUUAGUUUACUUGUAAUGCUCAAUAAUUAUUUUUGACAUGUUACCUAUUUAGUAAAUACUAGGACGAAAAAUUAUAAUUUAAAAAAAGUGCCAAUGAUAUUUUUAUUGAUGUAUGAAUUAUCGUUAAAAUUUUAAUUUUAGGUGACUUAUUUAAAUAGGUAACAAUGUAUGAGGUUUUCAAGAUAUCUAUUUUUACUGUUUUAUUAUUUACGGGAAGACUUAGGUAUAUACAGGGUGCAUUUUCAAUUCAGUCACAGACAAUAUUGUUUCUUUUAGUUUAAUGAAUCACUAUAUAAAUAAUAAUUUGUAUCCAUCCAAAAACCUGCUAAUCACUUUCUUUUAUCAGUUACACCCUGUAUAUUCUAUACAAUGUGUGGGUUAGGUAGCAAUAAGUCAGUGAUUCAUUAUGGUUGAAACUGAUUAGUUUAUAGUGUAUAUAAAAAAAUACAAAAUGUAAAUUAUUGUAAUAUAUAAAUAAGCAGCAGAAAAUGUAUCAAACACAGUAAUAGGUUUCAUAAAAUUUAGUAUUUGAUACAUUUUGUAUACUAAUAAUUAUAUGAUAUUAAGUGAAAAUAUACCAAAGUUGACUGUUGCAAUGUGAUCAAUAAAUAUAAAAUUGUAUGUG